UCGCUGACACCUGUUCCGAGCGUUUAUUUGGCAUUUCAGGAUCCAUCCAAUGAGAAGAACCGGCGCGUCUGGAGGCGGAGAGAAGAGGAGAGAAGUUGGAGGAGAGAGUGAGAGACAGAUACGGAAGGACGGGGAGCGGAGCGGAGUGAGUGGAAGUCGGUGUGGUCAAAUCACUGCUCUCCGCGCGAUCCCCACCUGACGUCCAGCUUUAUGAUGCUUCUCGUUUGGACACGGAGCCACAGGUUGACCGUUUCCCUCCGCUCGUCAUGGAUUAUUCGCUCCCAACAAGCGCCCAUGGCCACUGACGGAACCGUCGAUCGAUCCCGGAUCACUGACGAAGAGACAAACUGAUCGCAAAUCACACGGACGGAGGCGACAUCUGCGCGAGGCGAAACCUGUGGAUGAAACCUGUAUGAUCGGAGGGCGAGCGGAUGAUGGCUGUGACAACAUGAAAAAGAAAAAGUGUGCUGCUCUUUUUUUAAAUCAAAUCCAGUGAUAGAAGACACUAAUCUGGGGGACAGAGAGCAGAGAGAAGACAGGUUUGCGGUCCAAGCCCUGACCAUGGAGCCGCCCGCCUCUCUGAGCAUGGCUCUGCUAGCAGGCAGCGAGGAAGAGGACCAGCGCUUCCUCCUUCCCUUGAGUGGUAUAUCCCUCCCGACCACCGCUGGAAACCAGCCAGGAGCAAACCACUCCAACCACAUGGCAGGGUCAAGUCUGAACCGACUUAAUGGAAGCAACCCAUCUCCAUCUCCUGCCACGCCUAACUUGCCUCCUGCAUCGCUCCCUAAGUUACCCCUGUCUGCAGCUGGGAUCCAGCCUCUGCCUCCGCCCAUCCCCAAUGCUUUGCAUCCCACCAGCACGCCCCUCUCCUCCUGCCUGGGAUCUCAGCACAGCCUGAGUGGCGAGAACUCACCAGUCUACAAUGCCCUCUUCUACUCCUCUCAUUCACCUUCUUUGGAGCGGGACAGAGAGCGUGACAGGGACCGAGAAAGAGGCUGCAAACACAGGCAGGCUAGUCCUCUGGUGCAUCGGCGGGACAGCAACCCCUUUACAGAGAUCGCAAUGAGCUCUUGCAAAUACACUGGUGGCGUUAUGAAACCUUUAAGUCGCCUCAGCGCCUCCCGAAGAAACCUUAUCGAAUCAGACAGCAGCAGUGAAACCAAAGAGGCAAGUGUUUCGGCUGUGAGCGCGGCAGCGGCUGCUGGAGUUCAGCGUGAGGUUCCUCUCACUUCCUUAGUGGCCCAGUCUUCGACAAAUCAGCCUCCGAUACAGAGUCCUCCAGAGAUUGUUAUUUCGUCCAAAGAAGACUCGCCGUACCCCAGAGCAGGAUAUGACAUCACAGAUUCCACAUCAAACCAGAUGUCUAUCUACCACCAAAACCAUGCGCUUGUGGAGAGCAGGCGGGCUCAGUCUGGAAGGGGCAGCAGUCAAGGGGUGGGGUCGGUGGGCACCGGGACCAGGGGAAGCACCUCCAAAGCCCCAAAACGGAAGAACCAAAACAUUGGCUAUAAACUGGGCCAUCGGAGGGCUCUGUUCGAGAAGAGGAAAAGGCUAAGCGACUACGCCCUUAUCUUCGGAAUGUUUGGCAUCGUUGUCAUGGUGAUCGAAACUGAGCUGUCAUGGGGCGUGUACACCAAGAGUUCCAUGUAUUCUCUGGCUCUGAAGUGUCUGAUCAGCCUGUCAACAGUCAUCCUGCUCGGCCUCAUCAUAGCCUACCACGCCCGUGAGGUUCAGCUGUUUGUCAUCGACAACGGAGCAGACGACUGGCGCAUCGCCAUGACGAUGGAAAGGGUUCUGCUGAUCGCUCUGGAGCUGCUGGUGUCGGCGGUGCACCCCGUGCCGGGCGACUUCAAGUUCCAGUGGCGGGCACGACUGGCCUUCUCUUACGCGCCGUCACAAGCGGAGGCCGACCUGGACAUGGUGCUCAGCGUGCCCAUGUUCCUGCGCCUCUACCUCAUCGCCAGAGUCAUGCUGCUGCACAGCAAACUCUUCACCGACGCCUCCUCCCGGAGCAUAGGAGCUCUAAAUAAGGUGCAUUUUAACACCCGGUUUGUGAUGAAAACCCUCAUGACCAUCUGUCCUGGAACGGUGCUGCUGGUCUUCAGCAUCUCUUUGUGGAUCAUUGCUGCCUGGACCGUCCGAGUGUGCGAGAGGUACCACGAUGCCCAGGAUGUCACCAGUAACUUCCUGGGAGCCAUGUGGCUGAUCUCCAUCACCUUCUUGUCCAUCGGUUAUGGCGACAUGGUUCCUCACACGUACUGUGGCAAAGGAGUCUGUCUGCUAACUGGAAUCAUGGGCGCCGGCUGUACGGCCCUGGUGGUUGCCGUGGUAGCCAGGAAGCUGGAGUUGACCAAGGCGGAGAAGCAUGUGCACAACUUCAUGAUGGACACGCAGCUCACCAAGCGGAUAAAGAACGCGGCGGCCAACGUGCUGAGGGAGACCUGGCUGAUCUACAAACACACCAAGCUAAUGAAGAAGAUCGACCACUCCCGAGUCCGCAAGCACCAGCGGAAGUUCCUCCAGGCCAUUCACCAAUUACGCAGUGUGAAAAUGGAGCAGAGGAAACUCAGCGAUCAGGCCAACACACUUGUGGACCUCUCCAAGAUGCAGAGCGUCAUGUACGAGCUCAUGUCCGAGCUGAACGACCGCAGCGAGGACUUGGAGCGUCAGAUGUUGUCCCUGGAGCAGCGCGUGGAGCAGCUGACCGCCGGCUUCAACGCUCUGCCCGCGCACCUCUCUGCCACCCUCAGUGCCCAGCACGCCGCCCUGGUCCACCUUCUGAAAGAGAGAGACGGACGAGACGGAGGCGGAGGAGGAGCCGUGGUUCCUCUCUCUCCCUCCACUUCACUAACCUCCACCCCAGCUGUGGUGUCUCCAGUCCAGGCAGCAGCUCCUGCAGCUCCACUCGCACAGCUCCCCCCUGUGGCCUCUGAAUCCCCCCUGCCAUCCUCACCCUUAACACCCGAGGCGAACCUUGAGACAAGUCCAAACACCUCCAGCUGCUGAGGACCCUCACUUCCAACCCUCCCUGCGAAGACGAGGGGGGAGAGGAGCAUGCUGGACGAGGAAGCCACGAUAAUAAUGGGAUUAAGAUAAAUGGCUCAUUUGAAAGAUGCGACAUGUUCAGGACUUCAGGGCGGAGGAGAGGAAAGAAGAGACAAACUCUAAAGGGUGUGAGGGGGAGGAGGGAUGUCAGGUGGGUGAGCAAUGGAAGUGAGGGGAGGAGCGAACACGGGGAAGGAAGAAUAAUGAUAGGAACUUAGAGCUCCUGAAUGGAAUCCACUCUUAAAAAAAAAAAAAAAAAAAGCUCAAGCAGGCCUUUCUUGCUCUCUGCUAUUAUCUCUCUCUCAUUUUCUUUCCCUCUCUCUCUCCCUCGCUCUCUCAUCAUCAGGAAUUAAUGACCAUGACUUUUUAUCCUUAUGAUGUAUUUUCUAUCUGAAUGCUAAUUGCGUGUUAACUAACAAGCAUCCCUUUAACAGAAAGUUUGAUCAAUACGACCACGGAAAAAAUGAAAAAUAGUGGCUUGCACCACACACACACACUCACACACACACACACACACACAAGCAAAAUCCCUCGCUUCAUCCCGUCAUCCAUGCAAUAGCAGUUUGCACAGCACAAGCCUUUCAUCCGGCGGCACAGCCCUAUUAACACCCACAUAGCAACAUGAAUGCACUAAAGACCACACUGAAGCCGAUACUGCCGAUAAUCAAUGCACUGUCUCAUACACUCAACUGCCAAGCUGCUUUAACAUUUCAUCAGGAGGGCUGACGUCUUUGAACUGUACCGUGACGUGGCAAACUUUAAAUGUCAGAUGUCAACUGGCAGCUCAGUCAAACAGAGUUAAAAUUAAGUAAAUAAAAUGCCUUAUGGUCAGGGAAAAAUGAAAGUUAGAAGUAUUCUUUCAAAAAAUUCAAAUAAGAAUAUAUAACAGCGCAAUAUUUCUGUAAGUCGAGAAAUAAAAUGGGAAUAAGAAUAUAGUUUUAAGUGAAUAUUACAUAUACAUGAUUAAGCCAUAUACUGGGAUAGGAAGUAUUUAUUCAUUUAUUUAUAUGUGACAAAAAUUGAAUUCACUCACCAACACGUUUGACUGUACAGUUUCUAGUGUUUCACUGCCCUUAACAGGUUGUAUCAAAGAAGUGAUUCUAUCACCCUAUGAAGGGUUAAGAUGCAUCUGCAUAUUAAAGUGUGUACAUUUGAGCCUUAAUGAUAGAAAAAAAAAGUUGAACAAUCAUGUGUUUUAGGGUUAGAGUUAUAGAUUUAAAGCAGGGUGCCAAUUGCGUUGAAUUACUUUACGUUCAAUAUGGAUCCAUGCGGUCAUGCCUCUGGUUUACAGUUAUGGGAAGAAUCUCUUUUGUUUUAUUGUCGGACAAAAAUAGCUUGGAGUUAAUUAAAAUUUUAUUUGACAUCUUCAGCAUUUUCCAGCAGAUGUUUUGCUUAUUGGGUCUCAGUGGCCAAUUUGCAGCGUCUUUUUCUGAACCUGCUGCGGAGAGAGAAAUAAUAACACAAUAUAUUAUAUUUAUUUUAUGGGAGGUAGGUCAUUGUGACUCGGUCAUUUAUAAGUAGCUCAUGAGCUGAAAUUGUGUGGGCAGUUUUGAAACCUAUUAAGAGUCCAAAUUUAUAUAUAUAUAUAUAUUUUUUUUUUUUAAAUUAAUUAAAGUUUAAAAAGGCCCAAUUCACUGAAUCAGUGUUUACUAUAACAAUAUCUCAUAGGUAAAUAUAUUCUUAUUAUUAUUAAUAAUAUUGAUAGAUUUAUUUAAAAAAUAUAUAUAUAUAGUUAUCUUCAAAUGUAAAGUUCAUAAGUAAUAAGCAUCUACAAAGAAAUGUUUUGCCUUGAUUUUUUUUCUCUAUUGUUCUAGUUCAGUUGGGGCUCUUUAUUUUUAAAUGAAAUUAAUUCAUUCACUUGUGUUUUAAAGCAGGGUGAAUUUCCUUUGCUUUUUUAUGUAUUCAUGACAAAAAAGAAACAAACAUCGCAGUCUCCUGGGGUCAGAACUGCUGCCGCCCUCUAUGAAAUGCUAAAACAGCUUGCCGUACCACCCAGCACUGCCAAGAGAUGUCGACACACUGUAAACAAAACAAACCACUUAUCUUUUGUGAAUGUGAGUGAAUGCUUUAAUUCAAAGUUACGACACUUUAGCGACUCCGUGGUGCCACUCCGCUGAGCUAAACAAAUCACUGUUUGGGGUAAAACAAGCCCAGAGAAGGCGGCACAAGGGGUGCUGUGGUAAGCACUGACGGCACAUUUCAAUCCUCUGUCUGGAUGGAGCUUGCAUGUUCUUCAUGUGCUAGCAUGUGUGUUCGCUAUUUAUCCAGCAAAAACAUGCAUGGCGGCUCCGGAGAAACCUUGAAACACGAAAGAUAAUCACGAGACGUCCGUCAGAGGUUUGCUUUAUGAUGCAUUCAAGACAACCGUGAACUCAGCAGGCUGGUGAGAAAGAAGGCAGACUAAAGGGCAGUAAGUCUCUCAGUCAGUCUCCUGGUGAAGAAAGAGCUGAGACAUAAGGCUGCAGAGUUGAUCUACACUCAUUGCUAGCUUUGACCAAAAGGAACAAGAUCGCUGGUACUGGUACCCCCCCAGGCUCACUGGACUCUCCCUCAGAGAGAGAGAGAGUGGAGGCCAUAGUCAGGACGAGCCAGAGAAAUCUCAUUGCAAUGCUUGUGUCCCCCUGUAGAGGGUUUAUAAGGGAGCAGGUGCGUUGACUCUCUUGAAAUAAGGAGGAAAAUGAAUCAUAUUUUGACACCUAACUGCCUAGUCUUGCUUUGGAGGAUGAUGUUUCAGACUUCAAAUACUCCUGAGUUCACUGCUGUUUUCAGUGCAGCGUCAGUGAAUGAAUGAACCAGACAUAUUCUUUAUAUAAACCACGCAUCUCAUUUUUACUCUCUCGUUUGGUCAUCAUUUGAAAUAUUAUGAGGUGGACUUGUAAAAACGGAAGGUUUUAUUUAGAUUUAUGGAAUUGCAAUCAAUUAACUGCAUUAAGUGCUUUAUGAUUGAGAUUUUUUGUUAAGUUUAAAAAGGCAUUUAUAAAAACAAGUUUGCACAAUCUCCGCCACUGUUGUUUUAUUGUGUUCAAACAAGUAUCAUUGUUCUUAACCAGGGGUCUCAAACUGGAGUGGGUGCGGGUUUUAGUUCCAACCGAACAAACACCAGGUGUCGGAACAGAAACCUGCACCCACUCUGGCCCUUUGAGGGCCGGUUUGAGGUGACAUAUAGUGGAAGGUUGAAUGAGCUGAUAUUUAAACAGUGCGUGAAUGUCAAGGAGACCCAACUCACUGCUUCUUUUUUUAGUCCCUAAACAAUCCCCUUUUGUCAUGAAUGUAUUCUGUGUGAAGAAACGCUCACUUAAACUGCCACACACACACGCACACACACACCCUUAUAUACACACACCUCAACAACCAAAGUGCUCUCUUUUAAAUGGACUUCAAUAAGAGGCAGGGAACCUGCUGUCACUGGGGACAAAAGACAGCGGGAGGCGUUGCAGAUAUCUCGACAAUAUUUCUGAGGGAACAACUGUGAAAAUCCGGGCAUGGACCUGUUACUCUGCUGUACAUGGACUGCUGCUCCACACAGCUUUAAACGGAUCACGGUGGACUCUGGAUGAACACAAGGGAAUCAAAUCUUAUAAAGGAUGCAUGGCCAUGAGGGAACAGCUGUUCAGGAAUGACUUUUGGUUUAUAUGAAAGGAAUUAUUUUGUGAUGAUGAAAAGAGACUAGCCUACCCUCUUUUAGAGACAAUACUAUCUUUUAGCAACACUCUGUGGCCGGAAUACUGAACUACAUACGCUCGGAAUAUUGUACAGUAUGCUGUUGAUGAAAAAAACUAGCUUUGUAUUGCUUAGUCUUUUCUACCAUUAUGAUUAAACAGUUAUAGCGGAUACCUACUAUUACUAAACUAUAGUAUUCUUCUCAUUCUUCAUGGCAACUACGAUAGGCCUACAUGUAUUAUCAAUAUGAUUAUAUCGACAAGGGAAGUGCCGUUCAAGGUUGAAAUUAUUUUGUAAUUUUAUUUUAUC
Synchiropus splendidus (mandarinfish) is the source of this 7014-nucleotide messenger RNA. RefSeq names its product potassium intermediate/small conductance calcium-activated channel, subfamily N, member 3 (gene kcnn3). The transcript is spliced from 10 exons. The record is from RefSeq and is a predicted model, not a curated record. Gene Ontology annotation, cellular component: plasma membrane; neuron projection; neuronal cell body. Gene Ontology annotation, molecular function: small conductance calcium-activated potassium channel activity; calmodulin binding. Bases 562 to 3006 code for a protein of 814 amino acids. Lineage: Eukaryota; Metazoa; Chordata; Actinopteri; Syngnathiformes; Callionymidae. Gene Ontology annotation, biological process: potassium ion transmembrane transport.